ACUCCCUCCUCGUGUGCAGAGCAGAGGAUGAGUUGGAGCAGGGGAGGUGAAAGCGGAGCACUUAGUGAUUGACGUUGUGAUUGCACAGCCGAGGUUGAGCACGAGACGCCGGUAUCUCUCCAAAGCACUUCAUCACCGCAUGAGCGCGACUGAACAACACAACAUCUAUAGAGUGAAAUAUUUAAUAAUUACUCCAUUGGGUACGAGAAGAAAAAACAUCAGGAAACAAAUAUGUUUUACUUUCACUGUCCACCACAGUUAGAAGGAGAGUGCUGCAGGACCAACUCACUAAACACAAAUGGGUUUGGGAAUCACGCCUCUGGAGACUUUGAUGACGGUUUCCUGCGCAGAAAACAACGCAGAAACAGGACAACCUUCACUUUACAACAGCUGGAAGCUUUGGAGGCAGUUUUCGCACAGACUCACUAUCCAGACGUGUUUACAAGAGAAGAGCUGGCUAUGAAAAUAAACCUAACAGAGGCCCGUGUCCAGGUGUGGUUUCAAAAUCGAAGGGCAAAGUGGAGAAAAACCGAAAGAGGAACUUCAGACCAGGAGGGAGGCAAAGAACAAAUCAAUGAAGGCAACCCUCCUGCACGAAACCUCAACCAGUCUCCCGUUGACCACGGCAGAAAUAAAAAAGAACCGAUGGAAAUACAGCAAAAUAUAAACAGAGUGGUCGGAUCGGGUGGACCUUUUUUCCCAUCUUGCUUGCCUGGGACUCUGUUGAACACAGCUACUUAUGCACAAGCCUUGUCACAGGUGGCAACUUUAAAAGGAAGCCCACUGUGCUCUUGCUGUGUGCCGGACCCAAUGAGCCUCUCCUUCCUGCCGCCGUAUGGGUGCCAGAGUAACCGGACGGCCAGUGUGGCAACCCUGCGGAUGAAGGCCAGGGAACACUCUGAGGCAGUACUGCAGUCAGCCAAUCUGCUGGGGAUAGGGUCUACAGCCGGGCCUGGAGCAGCAGGGCCAGGGGUCGGGCUGGGCCAAAGCACUGUUGCUGCUGGAGGAAGCGAUCACAGUCCUAACUCUGGUAGCUCUAAGAUCACAUCCCAAAGAAGAACUCCUGACAAGCACCUGCACUGCCCAAAGGAGGGUCUGGAAAAGAAAUAAGGGAGUUUUAUUUUUUUCCACCUGGAGGACAUUGUUUGGAUGAAGGAUUUAUCAUUGAAUGCCUGCUGCCUCCUUUUUAAGCGCACUGACAUGCCGCGGACAGGACGGUGUUGAGUGCAUUCCAUUUAUGUGUAUUUUGCGUGUAUAUGUGUGUGUUAAACUAUUAAUUAAAUUGUAAUUUAUCUUUCAUUCUUAACUUUUGCUUAUUAUUCCUGGUUAACCUACCCGGUUAACCUAGUAUAUGUGGGCAGGUGGAAUUGUAAUUUAGCUUUUAUGGUGGAAUGACUCUAAACACAUCAUGUGUUAAAGGAAAAUUUCCCUGGUUGCCAAUGUGAAAUUAUUUUAUUUUUCACAAUCCACUUUAAUGUUUGACUUAUACUGCCUGGUGUACUGUGAAGUCAGGUGAUGGUAGACAUUGCAUUGUGUCGAGAUAUAUGAUAUGCUGAAAUAUAAAUGUACUAAUGUGAAAUAAUAUAUGUAAGAUAAGGACAGAAAUGUAUAUUAAGUGGUUUGUCAUGUUUUAUAAUAUAAUACCCAGAUUAAAUUCUUUUUCAUGCUGAUGUGAUGCCAACUGACACAUUUCUGGUAAUCACAUCUGCGCAGCCAUGAUAGACUGCAAGAGUCCACACACUGGUCCUGUUUUGACAUGUUCAAUGAAACAAUUAAACAU
Paramisgurnus dabryanus is the source of this 1780-nucleotide messenger RNA. It is a transcript of the gene drgx, whose product is annotated as dorsal root ganglia homeobox. Lineage: Eukaryota; Metazoa; Chordata; Actinopteri; Cypriniformes; Cobitidae. Gene Ontology annotation, biological process: regulation of transcription by RNA polymerase II. The record is from RefSeq and is a predicted model, not a curated record. Gene Ontology annotation, molecular function: RNA polymerase II transcription regulatory region sequence-specific DNA binding; DNA-binding transcription factor activity, RNA polymerase II-specific.